This is a messenger RNA of Cercopithifilaria johnstoni, 1374 nucleotides long. The record is from the annotation of a GenBank genome assembly. Lineage: Eukaryota; Metazoa; Nematoda; Chromadorea; Rhabditida; Onchocercidae.
AUGGAAUUGUAUGAUAAUGAAUCAUUCCCAAUAUUGAUGCAUAAUAAUAGCAUAGAGUAUUGCUUAGAUAGUAUUUUCACUAAUGACCAGGUGGAUUACCGUUUAUACGGCAAUUUACCUAUUUCAUUAUUUGGUAUUGUUAUUAAUUUAAUUAAUAUAACCAUUUUCUCGCAUGCUGAUAUGCGACGAAGUUUGGUGAAUUUAUUUCUGCUUACAAUUAGUAUUACUGAUUUACUAUUACUUAUUUUUAAUUUUUUCUUUCUUCUAUUUCCAGUAAUUGCAUUGUUUUCUAAUUCUUUCAUUCUACAAGAUAUUUAUCCGAUAGUACUCAGGUUUAGUUAUCCGUUAGCAAGGAUAGCACAAACAUGCGGUGUCUAUCUAACCUUAUUUGUAUCGGUACAUCGUUAUCUCGGUAUUUGUCAUCCAUUUCAAGCAAAACGAUGGAUUACAGGGAAACCUGUAAAAUAUGCCAUUCUUGUUUCUGUUAUAUUUUCAUUUAUUAUUAAUGCGACAACAUGGCUUGAACUCACCGUUGUCCCAUGUUAUAGCAAAGAAUUUCAUCGAUUGUCAAGACAUAUUCAACUUACCGAAUUACAAAUGGAUUAUACAUAUGGUAUUGUUAUGAAAGUGAUCACUUAUACAUUAGUUAUGUUUAUUUUUCCAUUUCUUACCCUAAUUAUUGUCAAUACAUGCAUCGUUCUUGCUUUGAAGCGUAGCACAAAUAUGAGAGCUUUACAUACCAGUCAGAAAUCGCUUUUAUCCAAACCAAAUAGCAGCCAAAAAAACAAUCAAAAUGAGAUGGCAGUGAUAUUAAAUCCACCAUAUGCAAAUACAGCUUUACAAUUCUCUUCAACAAAUUCUACAUGCUUUCGCCCGACAAUACCAAGAGCGGCUAAACCCAUGGCGAAUUUUCAUUCAUCAGCUCGUGACAGCUCAGUGACACUGAUGCUUUUGGCCAUUGUUGCCAUGUUUCUCACUUGUAACGGCUUAGCAUUUUGCAACAACAUUAUCGAAAUCUUGAUAUUCGUGGAUAAGAUCGAUAGCAACGAAAACGAGAGUGCAUUUGAGAAAAGUGUCGAAAUUGCCAACAUUUUAGUCUCCUUGAAUUCAUCAACAUCCAUUUUUAUCUACCUCAUCUUCAGCUCUAAAUAUCGCGUCAUUGUCAAGGAAUAUCUUGGUCUGAAAAAUGCUAAUAAAGCACACAAUAGAACACUAACAGCGGCAGCUAUCGCAGUACGGGACACAUUCGAAUAUCCAUUUCUUAUACGGAACGAGGUAUCAUCCAAAGUAUAUUUGUCGAGUUCAGCAAGACUUCGUAUAUCACCCCAAUACGCUGUACGCCUUCCGCACAAUGCAGUUGAUAAAAAAUGCUAA